AUGCACCACACGUCAGCUCAAGUUAUACUCAGAGAAGCAGAGGAACUGGGAGGACUGGACUACAAGUUGGGGCUGACCCAGAGGAAGUGGGGGGGUGAGUUGGGGCAAGGCCACAGCAGGGCCAUUUGUCCUGGGCUUCAAGGGACCCUGUAAUCCCAACUACUUGGCAGGCUGAGGCAGGAGAAUCACUUGAAUCCGGGAGGUGGAGGUUUCAGUGAGCCGAGAUAGUGCCACUUCACUGCAGCCUGGGCGACAAGAGUGAAACUCUGUCUCAAAGAAAACUAAAAUAGGCUGGGUGCAGUGACUCACGCCUGUAAUCCCAGCACUUUGGGAGGCCGAGAUGGGUGGAUCACCUGAGGCUGGGAGUUCAAGACCAGCCUGACCAACAUGGAGAAACCCCAUCUCUACUAAAAAUACAGAAUUAGCUGGGCGUGGUGGCUCAUGCCUGUAAUCCCAGCUACUCAGGAGGCUGAGGCAGGAGAAUUGCUUGAACCUGAGAGGCGGAGGUUGUAGUGAGCUGGGAUUGCUCCAUUGCACUCCAGCCUGGGCAACAAGAGCGAACCUCUGUCUCAAAAAUAAAUAAAUACAUAAAAUAAAUACAUAAAAUAAAUAAAUACAUACAUAAAAUAGAUAUGUAUUUAUGCAAACCAUACAAAAAUGUUUGGCAACCAUCGCAAGAUACCUGACAAUGUGAAAUAGUUUUAUUACAACUGGCCUGACCUUCAAAGGCCUUCACAGCUCCUGCCUUCAUGUUACCGUCUACUAUGUUCCUCAUGCACCUUCCACUCAGCACAAACAGGCUGCACUGCCUCCGAAACACAUCACUGGAACCCUGCCUCUGCUCCUUUGUCCAUCUGAAUCACCCUCUCCACAUUUCUGACCCUGUAAUCCUCAUCUCACUUCAUGAGGCAGUUCGCUUCUCUUUUGCAUUUAGCUUUCCCCGGGGUACACUGUCAGUAGCCUACUGUCUGAUGUCAUCAGUCAGCACUUCAUCAGAGGCAAUUAUGUCCACAGAGCUUUUGGCUAAUUACUGUCACUCCUCUUUACAUGUGUGCAUAUGCAUAUCAUCUUUCCCUAAUGAGACUGGAAAUCAUGAUUCAUUCCCUGGAGCAGUGGUUUCCAUAAGUGACCAACCCACAGACCGGUGCAAACUGGCUGCAAAAGAGCUUCCUCUGAGGAACUUAUUAGAAUGCAGAUUCUUUGACUGCAUGGGAUAGGAGGAUCUCAUAAAUCUGGGUGUAAUAGGCACAGAACGUUAGGUGUAAUAUGGGCGGGACUCUGGACUCAGCAUAUCCAACAAGCUGCUGGCUGAUUCCGACGAUGCCGAUGAAUUGCCAGGUUGGGAACUGCUGCCCCCAGAGAACCUAGCAGAGAGCUCUGUACGUGGUAGGUGCUCACUACCCUUUUGUUUGGGUGUAUGCCUCCUGAUAAUGAACUUGAUUGUAACAUUAUUGUUGCAUUAUGCCUGUAUUGUUUCCUUAAGUGAAGGAAGAAUGCUUUUGAGUACCUAAUAGGUGGCAAGCUCUGUGCCUACUUACAUACAUGAACUAUUCCUUUUAAUAACCUUUGGAAAUAAAGUGGCAUUUCCAUUGGGCAUUAGAAAUCUGAAGACUUUCGUUUACAGCUGUUGCAACAGCAGAACUAGAAUUCGACCUCCUACAUUUCUGCUCACCAGAGGGCAUGAACUGCUGGUUUGUACCUGGCUUGCAGAUACCUUCUUUGGGCAGCACAAUGUUCAAAAUUAAAAAAACUACCAACACUUCUAAACUGGAUACUUUGUAUCAAUAUCUGGGUUUCUGGCUUCUCUUCAUGGGAAAAAAACAAACAAACAAAAAGGUUUGGUGAACACUGGGGCCCACAUUCCUGCCGGGCAACAGUCACAUGGAGACUUUAGAUGGGCACGUGCCCAGAACACACUAGAGUCCCCAUCGCUCCCCAUUCUCUUACAUUCUAUUCCCAACUAGGUUCUUAUAGGCCUGGGUUUGUGCCUGUUGCACACUUAUCUACUCUCUUGCUUCCCACUGGUCAGGAAGUCUGGCAAACUUAAAAGGCCUCUUUUUGUUGCUCUCUCCUGUAUGGAUCUCUCAUCAUAGAGGUGUGUGCAUUUCUGACUUUGUGAUUUCAAUACUAAGGAAGCUGUCGGCACAUUAUCAAGGAAAACGGGGAUCGCUGCUCCCCAACGUACACAUUCUGGUGUGCCCCAGUAAAAUUCUAUAUUCAGCCUCCAAAUUAGCUGGGAAAAAUGUGGCAAAUCAUCUACUUGCUCCAAUUCAAUGGUGUUUAGAAGUAAGAAGUCACUGUGAGCAGUGCCACCAAGUGGUGGAGAGACUCCAUGCAGAAUCGCCACCUUCAGCCAGAGAGGCUGGGAGGCCGAAGACCUCUCUCAAUGCACAGGGCCAUUCAGAAACUACAAACAAAAUGCUUGCUCAUCUCCCUAGGCCACUCCUUCCGAGGCUUUUUGAGACAAGGUCUCACUGUCACCCAGGCUGGAGUGCAGUGGCACAAUCAAGGCUCACUGCAACCUCAACCUUCUGGGUUCAAGCGAUCCUCCCACUUCAGCUUUUCGAGUAGCUGGGAUGACUACAGGCAUGGGCCACCACACCCAGCUGAUUUUUUUUUUUUCUUUUUAGUAGAAAUGAGGUCUCGCCAUAUUGCUCAGACUGGUCUUGAACCAACACAUUUUUAGCUUUUUAAAAGACAGCCUUGGCCAGCCAUGGCAGCUCACACUUGUAGUCACUGCACUUUGGGAAGCUGAGGUGGGCAGAUAGCUUGAGCCGAGGAGUUCAAGACCAGCCUGGGCAACAUGGUGAAACCCCAUCUCUACAAAAAAUACAAAAAUUAGCUGGGUGUGAUGGUGCACAUCUGUGGUCCCAGCUACUGGGGAGGCUGAGGUGGGAGGAUUGCUUGAGCCUGGGAGGUCGAGGCUGCAGUGAGCUGUGAUUACCUCACUGCUUUCUGGCCUGGGGAACAGAGACCCUGUCUCUAUUAAAAAAAAAAAAAAAAAAAAAAAAGAAA
Messenger RNA from Pan troglodytes (chimpanzee), 3015 nucleotides. Its product is annotated as protein FAM106B. The coding region runs from base 750 to 1217 and encodes 155 amino acids. The transcript has a single exon. The record is from RefSeq and is a predicted model, not a curated record. Lineage: Eukaryota; Metazoa; Chordata; Mammalia; Primates; Hominidae.